GGGCAUACCACACCCAAGGAAAGGAUUUCAUCCACCUGGUCGUUCUCGGCCUGGUGUAUGAAUAUGAAUGCGAUCCAGUUCCGGCGUGUCUCUCCCAAAGCGACUAUGUGGCUUCCUCUUUGGCUCAACACGCUGGACUGCAAGCCGCAUGCGCUCUCUCAGCGGCAGGGGCUCUGUCGGCCCAUCCCGUUUGAGUUUCGCUGGCGCCGCUCUCUCCAACUCCCAGCAGCUCCAUCCCAGGCCGUCCGCCACUCCCUGCAAAUCGUCAACGCACCAACUCGACAGCAGCACCGAGGAUGGCUCCUAUGAUGGAGAUCCUCUGCACGAGGGCCACCCAGUCCCUGGCAUACUUUGUCGAAAACAAAUUGAUCGAUGCCGAGAAACUACGCGGUGCCAAGGGCAUUGCCAUCGCACACUUCAAGCAGGUUGGCGCUGGCCCGGCCUCCAUCAAAGGCGGCUCAGGACUGCUCUUUGGCCGCCUUGCUGACAGAAGCUGGUCCGCUCCCCUGGCCAUCGAUUUCCGUGGAGCAGCUGUGGGCCUCAUGAUCGGCCUCAAGCUCACCGAGGUGCUCAUUCUCAUCCAGUCCGAGGCCGCUCUCGAGUCCCUGGCCUCCAGCUCCAGCUUCACCAUCGGCCGUGACUUUUCGGCUUCGUUUGGCCGGCACGGCCUCUCGAACAGCGCCUCGUCGCUGGCCUCGGGUGCUCCCGAGCCCUUCCAUCUGGUCGUCCGCUGCAAGGGCAUCUUUGCGGGCGUCUCCUUUGACGGUUUGCACAUCAGUCUGGCCGAGACGGUCAACUGCAAGUUCUACAGCGUCCCAGUCAAGUCGUCGCUGGCUUUCAACGGGACGCUGCCGCCCCCAGCCAUUGCAGGCGGCAUCUAUGGUCUGCUCGACCAGUACGAGGACUCGGACGAAGGGCAGGUCUCGGUUGUUGUCCAGCCGCACACCAGCUACCAGGCAUAUCAAGUCGCCCCCACGGCCGUGGCCUAUGUAUCUGGCCCCUUGCCGGUCCCGUCCGAGCCUGCUCCGGCAUAUUCAGAGCUCUACUCGACCCAGCCGCCGGCCCAAUGAGCUCCUCGGCCCUCCACCUGGCCUGCCACCACGCCUGUCAUCUCCAAUAUCGCCGGCUGUCGGCUUGCGUCGAUCUCUAUCCCGCUGAAUCGUCCUCUUUGAUUGUAGAUUCCCAAGCAUUUGUCUCGCAUCUGCUGUACUCGUCACGUUUCUUUCGCUACCCUUUGCUGAUUGCCAGAUGUGCACCAUCCGGAGCCACGAGGCCGCAGGGGAGGAGGAAACACACGUAUCCCAUCAUCGGCUUCCAUUCCGUGAACUUCACCAAUACUCUAAUUCUGCAUGGAA
Molecule: messenger RNA, 1355 nt
Organism: Polychytrium aggregatum
Lineage: Eukaryota; Fungi; Chytridiomycota; Chytridiomycetes; Polychytriales
Exons: 3
Coding region: 297-1070 (257 amino acids)
Molecular function (GO): phosphatidylinositol binding
Source: RefSeq, a predicted model, not a curated record